AUGGAGGUUACCAGCUUGGAUGAAGUCCUUUCGAUACACAAGGAGCGGGAUAUCCCCAUCAAACGGGAUGUGAUCGAGUCGGCUCUGGAGGACCCCGCCGCGGGUCUCGGGAAUGCGGAGUGGGUAUCCAAACACUUGCGACCGAAAACGCUUCUAUCCAAGGAAGAGCUGAGCCUCUAUACAAAGCUCGAGAAUUCUGGUGCUCUCCAGCCCAUCCUUCGCGACUCCAGUCUUGCUGCGACACGGCCCUUUCUUGAGGACGACAUACGAAGCACUAUUCAUUCUCUUGAGAUCUCCACAGCGGCAAUACAAAAAAAAUCCCAGGCGCUUUCUGCACAAUGCGAAACACUCAAAAAACAAAUGCGCCGGCAAGAGGGCCUGGAACAAGAUAGAAACCGGGACAUCGCACGACUGCGGAAGAAGCAUGAAGGUGGGAAACAAAACACUACAGUUCUGGCAAAUGAUCUUUCCGAUGAGCUCGAUGCGGGCUUCAGGAACGAGACAGACAAAGCGGGGGCAGAAAGCAAACGAAUCCUCUCGUUGCUGUCCACCCGGAUGAAACUUGACGAUAGAAUUCUUGGUACUCUGGAGAAUCUGAUGCCUGAAAUCAAGUCGAAUGGAAAUGAUGCAUCCACUGUCAAGCGAGCAGCACACUUGAGUGAGACUCUGGCGGCGUGCAGCGCAGAGGAAAUUCACUAUCGCCUGGACCGACUAUACCUAGAAUCGAUCCGAGCCGGAGAAACCAAAGACCUGAAAUAUACACACGAAGCGGAGGACGAGACCAUCUCGGCAUUGGAGGAGGAGCUGGAGUCUCUGUAUCCUGAGAUCGAGAUCUUGGCCGAAAUGUCCACCAAGCAGCAAUUCUACGAGCCGAUUCUACGCGAGAUCCACAAUGAACACAGCCAGCUUCGGGUAACUUCACAGAACAAGUUGGAACAGAUCCUUGAUGUCUUAAUUGACAUGACUCUGGCCAAGCAGGCAUUGACGGCACAGCUAGCGGACCGGGAAUCUUCAUGUGAACUAUUGGAGCAAAUUGCAAGUCUUUAUCAAGCCGAAACAACCACUCAGCUUGUGACCCAGCCAUCUUCUCGUCGGGAAUCCAUUAGGCGGCGGUCCUUGCAGCCUAGUAUAAUUCUCGGGGCCACACGCAACCCCACUCCAAUGCCCGAGUCACCUUCUCUAGAAAACCUUCUCCGGCGCGUUGGCUUGUCACCCGAGUCAGUGCUCCGCCCGCGGGCAGAGGAUGGCGGUGCUCAGGGACUCUAUGAUAAGCGAAUCCACAUGUCGGAGACCAUCCACAAUCUCGAGACUGCGGCCGAAUUACCCCUGGUGGCUCAUCUGGAUCAUACAGAUAGCUCAUCCCAGCUGCUGGCCUCCUCAUUACAUGGCCAUUCCCAAUUUGAAACCUCGUUGCGAGAUCUUGGACAAGAAGGUGCAUUGUUGGGUCUGGAAACUGAACUCGCCUCACUUCAAAAAGGGGUGCAAGGGUUGAACCUGAAUGUGCUCCAUCAGCGGGAUAAGACCCAAGCUAAGUUUCUUGAGCGGUGGAGUUGA
Messenger RNA from Penicillium longicatenatum, 1554 nucleotides. RefSeq lists its product as uncharacterized. Lineage: Eukaryota; Fungi; Ascomycota; Eurotiomycetes; Eurotiales; Aspergillaceae. The record is from RefSeq and is a predicted model, not a curated record. Bases 1 to 1554 code for a protein of 517 amino acids. The transcript has 4 exons.